Molecule: messenger RNA, 2056 nt
Organism: Neolamprologus brichardi
Lineage: Eukaryota; Metazoa; Chordata; Actinopteri; Cichliformes; Cichlidae
Product: transmembrane protein 184C-like
Source: RefSeq, a predicted model, not a curated record
UUCCGCUGACCACGUGAUUGACGGACAGCGGGGAGCUGGGUGAGGUCCCAGCCUAUGACGUGGGCGCGUAAACACGGGAAAGGGCGAACACGGACAUCGGUGUGUGUGGUCGAUCGAUCCGGAUCAGUCCGGUGGUCUGACAGUGAUCUGGGGUCUACUGAAAACAUCAAAGGGGAUCAGCUGUGCUUCAUUUUGCAGUGUGUGGUUGGGCGGAGGAGGGAUGCGUUGCCUGGUAACAGAGACCGGAGUGAGGAUGAAAGCAGGCCAACCGUCGCUCUGAGUGAACGUCUUCCGCCGUAACGGUCCACAUUUUCUUCUUUUAACAGAUGCGUGCCUGUAGUCCGCGUUGAGGGUGAAGCUGCCGUCAUGCCGUGUACAUGUGCAGAGUGGAGGAGGUGGAUCCGCCCGCUGGUUCUGGUGCUUUAUGCCCUCCUGCUGAUCGCCGUGCUGCCGCUCUGCAUCUGGGAGCUGCAGAAGGACAAAGUCGGCACUCACAGUAAAGCCUGGUUCAUCGCUGGCAUCUUUGUGUUUCUGACCAUCCCGAUCUCGCUGUGGGGGAUCCUGCAGCACAUGGUGCACUACACACAGCCUGAGCUGCAGAAGCCCAUCAUCAGGAUACUGUGGAUGGUACCGAUCUACAGUUUGGACAGUUGGCUGGCCCUUCGAUAUCCCAACCUGGCCAUCUACGUGGACACGUGCAGGGAGUGCUACGAGGCCUACGUCAUUUACAACUUCCUGGUUUUCCUGCUGAACUUCCUGAGUAACCAAUACCCCAGCCUGGUGCUCAUGCUGGAGGUCCAGCAGCAGCAGCCACAUCUGCCCCCGCUGUGCUGCUGCCCACCAUGGCCCAUGGGAGAGGUGCUGCUGUUCAGGUGUAAGCUGGGAGUCCUGCAGUACACUGUGGUCAGACCAGUUACCACAGUGAUAGCGCUCAUCUGUCAGCUCUGUGGGGUUUAUGAUGAAGCAAACUUCAGCUUCAGAAACGCCUGGUCCUACCUGGUCAUAAUCAACAACAUAUCACAGCUGUUUGCCAUGUAUUGUCUGGUGUUGCUCUAUCGAGCUCUCAGGGAGGAGCUGAUGCCCAUCAGGCCUGUGGGGAAGUUCCUCUGUGUCAAACUGGUCGUGUUCGUCUCCUUCUGGCAGGCAGUUUUAAUAGCACUGCUGGUGAAAGUUGGUGUGAUCUCUGACAAACACACCUGGGACUGGGACAGCGUGGAGGCCGUGGCUACUGGUCUGCAGGACUUCAUCAUCUGCAUAGAGAUGUUUCUGGCUGCCAUCGCUCACCACUAUACCUUCACCUACAAGCCCUAUGUACAGGAAGCAGAGGAGGGGUCGUGUUUUGACAGCUUUUUGGCCAUGUGGGAUUUCUCUGAUAUCAGAGCUGAUGUCAGUGAGCAAGUCCGCCAUGUUGGCCGGACGUUCCUGGGUCGUCCCAACAAGAUGUAUUUCGGUGCUGCGGCUCGACCCGAGCACACUGAGCACACCGGCCUCCUCGCAGCCACCUCGCAGGACCCCAUGGCCGUGGCAGCCACGUCGAUGCCCACCUCCCCUUCGUCAAGUGGGCGCUAUCAGGGGCUCGGCCACACCACGGCACCCCACUCUAUCUCCGCUCCUGCUGGGUUCACGUCCUCGUCUUGGGAUGAAGACAGCGAAGGUUCCCCUCCACAGGCGGGUGGAGCCCAAUAACAACAGGGAUGUACAGCAAAGAGGAGAGAAAGAGACUCUCAGCCUGUAUUCAAAUCUAAAACAAACUAUAAACAUGAACUCUUCUGAACUUUCUGCACUUACGUUUAAAAAAACCCGAGGCCAAGCAUACGAGCAUACUGUAACGUUAAAGCCAUGUUUGUUGGAAAUCUUUGGUAUUUAAAAAUAACUACUCAGAUUUCAAUGUCUGAAUAUGUAUUUUGAUGUCAAAUGAUGUAAUUUUGAUAAAUGUAUCUGUCGCGUGUGAAGGAAAAGGAUUGGAGAGUUUUCAGCAGGUUAUUCGAGCUAGCUUUGACUAUUUCUUCUAACUUAUUAUACAUAAAUAAACAGACUGUGCUAUGAGCAAUCACAA